Messenger RNA from Onthophagus taurus, 759 nucleotides. RefSeq names its product neuropeptide-like 3. NCBI's taxonomy places the organism in Eukaryota, Metazoa, Arthropoda, Insecta, Coleoptera, Scarabaeidae. The record is from RefSeq and is a predicted model, not a curated record.
AAAUAAAUAUAAUUAAAAAUUAACAAGAGAAUAUUUUAAAAAUAUUACGACGUACCUUUAUCGAUUGCCAAAUUUACAUAAAACCCGAACCUGAACCAGAACAAGGAACUAAAUACCUAUGUGGUUGUAGGUCAUUGCGAAGCGAGCCAAAACUGGUUUCGAUCGAAGAAUAAUCGCCCACAUUUCGUCCAUUAGGACAUUACAAGUGUUACCACUUGAACUUGAAAUUAUAUCUAGGACCCCUCCUUUUUGUAACACAUUGAAAAAAAAAGUUGUUUGCUAUUUGCUACAUGAUACAGAUUUAGUAUAAAUACCGGCCCGAAUUUAUCUAUGAUCAUAGUUCAAUUUGUAACAGAACAAUCAACUCCUCAACUUUCAAAAUGUUCAAAGCUAUUGUAUUCGCCGCCUUCUUGGCUUUGGCCGUUGCUGCCCCUGAACCAAAACCAAAACCAGGUCUUGUAGCUGCUGCUUACUCUGCUCCAGUUGUUGGUGCUCCAUUGGCUUAUUCUUCUCCAGUUGUAUCCGCUUAUUCCGCCCCGGUUGUUUCUGCUGGAUACACUGGAUACACUGCACCAGUUGUGUCUGGAUACUCAGCUUACCACGGAGUUGCUCCAGCUGUAGCUUACCACGGAGGUGUCCCAGCAGUUGCUCCAUACCACGCUUCAGUUGUUUAUUAAAUGGAAAUGAUGAUUUGGAGAAAAGAAAUGGUUUGAACAAUUCUGAUGAAGAUAAAUAAAUUUAAAUGAAUUUUUAUUAUUA